GGAAGAUAUUAUUCCUGAGAUAUAGAUGAUCCUCAAUUUGCGCAUAUUUUAAUUUCACCUCUUACUACUAAAAAUGCCAAAGCCGCCCUCGUCUGCAUCUGUGUUAAUGACGCCAUUAGAAGUGUCGGCGGAGAUGUUGAUAAACGACAACAAAGGCCCAUUCGUGAGAAAUGAAAACGAGUGGCAGCUACCAACUCUUUGUUGAAGAAGAAACAAGAUGCCAAUUGUCAUUCAGGAAAGUUCUUUUAAUUGUUUGAUUGUUGAUUGAGAAGUGAAGCAAAGAAUGAUAAAGAUAGUGGAGGUGUAGGAAAAAGGUCUAACUGUAGUAACGCAAGAGAUCGCUGCUGCUGCUGCUGCUGCUGCUGGGCUUCUUUUCGACAGAUCUGAACUGAUAUUUUCAGUUUUUAAUUACAUUGCGAGAAAGGUCAAUGGAGGCUAGUGCAGGCUUGGUGGCCGGCUCUCACAAUAGGAAUGAGCUUGUUGUCAUACGUAGAGAUGGCGAAUCUGCCCCGAAACCGUUACAGCAGUUAAGCGGGCAAAUAUGUCACAUAUGCGGAGACGAUGUGGGGCUAACUGUAGAUGGCGAGCUGUUUGUGGCCUGCAAUGAGUGCGCCUUCCCAAUAUGCAGAACUUGCUAUGAGUAUGAGCGCAGGGAAGGAACUCAAGUCUGUCCUCAGUGCAAGACUAGAUUCAAGCGUCUCAAGGGCUGUGCCAGAGUUGAGGGAGACGAAGAAGAAGAUGACAUCGAUGACUUGGAAAAUGAGUUCAAUUUUGAUGCAACAAAGGGUAGAAAGAAUAUGCAGCAUCCUCUUGCUACAGAUGCUAUACUUCAUUACGGUCGUGCAUUUGAUAAUGCUGAUCCUCAUCAAGCCCUCCAUCCUCUGCCCCAACUUCCUCUCCUUACUGACGGUCGAACGGUUGGUGAUAUUCCUCCAGAACAACAUGCUUUGGUCCCUUCAUUCAUGUCUAAUGGUGGCGGUGGCGGCAAAAGAAUUCAUCCUCUACCUUUUUCAGAUCAUACCCUUCCUGUGCAACCCAGAUCUAUGGAUCCUUCCAAGGACUUGGCUGCUUAUGGCUAUGGAAGUAUUGCUUGGAAGGAGAGGAUGGAGAAUUGGAAACAAAAACAAGAAAAACUGCAGAUGAUGGAGAAUGAAAAUGGCGGCAAAGACUGGGAUUAUGACGGUGAUGCACCUGAUCUACCACUAAUGGAUGAGGCCAGACAGCCAUUGUCCCGAAAAUUGCCUAUUCCUUCAAGCCAAAUCAAUCCUUAUCGAAUGAUCAUCAUUAUUCGACUUGUAGUUCUUGGGUUCUUCUUCCAUUACCGAGUCACUCACCCUGUGAAUGAUGCAUUUGCAUUGUGGCUCAUAUCUGUUAUUUGUGAGAUUUGGUUUGCUCUUUCAUGGAUUCUUGAUCAAUUUCCAAAGUGGCUCCCUAUUGACAGAGAAACUUAUCUGGAUCGAUUGUCUCUCAGGUAUGAGAAGGAAGGCCAUCCUUCUCAACUCUCUCCAAUUGAUAUAUUUGUAAGUACAGUCGAUCCAUUAAAAGAACCUCCACUGGUCACUGCAAACACAGUUCUGUCCAUUCUUGCGGUGGAUUAUCCUGUUGACAAGGUCUCAUGUUAUGUUUCUGAUGACGGUGCUGCUAUGCUGACAUUUGAGGCACUAUCAGAAACAUCAGAAUUUGCAAAAAAGUGGGUCCCUUUCUGUAAGAAAUUUAACAUUGAACCAAGGGCACCAGAGUGGUAUUUUGCUCAAAAGAUAGAUUAUCUGGAAGAUAAGGUUCACGCUUCAUUUGUGAAGGAACGGAGAGCAAUGAAGAGAGAAUAUGAAGAGUUUAAAGUUCGGAUCAAUGCUUUGGUUGCCAAGGCAAAAAAGGUCCCAGAAGAGGGGUGGACAAUGCAGGAUGGGACUCCAUGGCCUGGGAAUAAUGUUCGUGAUCAUCCUGGGAUGAUUCAGGUUUUCCUGGGCCAAAGUGGAGGACUUGACAAAGAGGGAAAUGAAUUACCACGUCUGGUGUACGUUUCCAGAGAAAAGAGACCUGGAUUUAACCACCACAAAAAGGCUGGAGCAAUGAAUGCUUUGGUCAGGGUUUCUGCUGUGCUCACAAAUGCUCCUUAUUUGUUGAAUUUGGAUUGUGACCACUACUUCAAUAACAGUAAGGCUAUUAGGGAAUCAAUGUGUUUCAUGAUGGAUCCUUUGCUUGGAAAGAGAGUGUGCUAUGUCCAGUUCCCACAAAGGUUUGAUGGUAUUGACAGACAUGAUCGAUAUGCCAACCGGAACAUUGUAUUCUUUGAUAUCAACAUGAAAGGUUUGGAUGGCAUUCAAGGACCAAUAUAUGUUGGCACAGGGUGUGUGUUCAGAAGGUCGGCACUCUACGCUUAUGAUGCUCCAAAAGCAAAGAAACCACCUAGUAGGACAUGCAACUGCUUGCCAAAGUGGUGCUGUGGAUGUUGUUGUUCAGGAAGGACAAAGAAGAAGAAGACUAACAAACCUAAGUCUGAGAUGAUGAAGAAGACUUCAAGGACAUCCACCUCUGUUUUGGAGGGUACUGAAGAGGGCAUUGAAGUAAUUGAAGAUCAAAAUGUGGCUGUAAUGCCUGAACAUAAAUUAGAAAAGAAGUUUGGACAGUCUCCUGUAUUUGUAGCAUCAACACUUCUAGAGGAUGGUGGUACACUGAAAAGUGCCAGCCCUGCAUCUCUGCUUAAAGAAGCCAUCCAUGUUAUUAGCUGUGGCUAUGAAGACAAAACAGAAUGGGGAAAAGAGGUUGGAUGGAUUUAUGGUUCGGUUACAGAGGAUAUAUUGACAGGUUUUAAAAUGCACUGCCAUGGAUGGCGAUCAAUAUAUUGUAUUCCUGAUAGGCCUGCAUUUAAAGGUUCGGCGCCCAUCAAUCUUUCUGAUCGUCUACACCAGGUCCUUCGAUGGGCUCUUGGAUCUGUAGAAAUAUUUUUGAGCAGGCACUGUCCUCUUUGGUAUGGAUAUGGAGGAGGUUUGAAGUGGCUAGAGCGUUUGUCUUACAUAAAUGCUACAGUGUAUCCAUUGACAUCUAUUCCUCUGUUGGCAUAUUGUACUCUCCCUGCUGUAUGCUUGCUAACUGGCAAAUUUAUCACUCCAGAGCUCAGCAACGUUGCCAGCUUGUGGUUUUUGUCACUUUUCAUUUGCAUUUUUGCAACAAGUAUACUGGAAAUGAGAUGGAGUGGAGUCGGGAUUCAUGACUGGUGGAGAAAUGAGCAAUUUUGGGUGAUUGGAGGGGUGUCAGCACAUCUAUUUGCCGUCUUCCAGGGCCUCCUAAAGGUUCUAGCUGGUGUAGAUACAAACUUCACUGUAACAGCAAAAGGAGGGGAUGAUGAGGAGUUUUCAGAGCUGUAUCUAUUUAAGUGGACCACAUUGCUCAUUCCACCGACAACACUGUUGAUCAUAAACCUGAUAGGAGUGGUUGCUGGUGUAUCAAAUGCAAUAAAUAAUGGGUAUGAUUCGUGGGGGCCUCUGUUUGGUAAGCUUUUCUUUGCGUUCUGGGUGAUAGUUCACCUCUAUCCUUUCCUGAAGGGUCUACUUGGUCGACAAAACAGAACUCCCACAAUCAUUAUUGUCUGGUCAAUUUUGCUUGCCUCCAUCUUCUCCCUUCUGUGGGUUCGUAUAGAUCCAUUCCUAGCAAAGUCGGAUGGCCCGGUUUUGGAAGAAUGUGGUUUGGACUGUAAUUAGCAUCAGCAUUUGCUGUUCGGCGAUGGGCCAUUAAGGCGGAUCAAAAAUAUCUGUGUUUUUCAUGGUACAGAAGAUAAAAGAUGUCUGGUAUGGAGAGGUUUGCAAGCUGUAGAUUGAAUUGUGUGUUGAGGCGUGGUUUGGCGUGUAUAUCUUUUUACACUCCUUAUUCCUCCUCUUUGGUAAAGGAAUUACAUAAGGGGUCAAGCCUGAGCUGGCUGCUGCGCGCCACCUUUCACUGUUGUUCUUGGGGCAGAAACUACAAUAAGCGCUUCCCAAAUUCUUUUGUAUUUUAAUUUAUACAGGGAAGAGAAGGUAGGCUACACUACUUUAUAUUGUGUAUUAUUAUUAUUAUUAUCACAAAUCUCUCUCUUUUUUAUUCAUAAUAAAAGCGGGUUUUGUCCCCCUGUAAACCACAAAGGUAAAAUCAUGGGUCUGUGCUGGAACGUUUUUGUAAUCACCAGUUUUACAAGUGAAAAUUGAAAAAAAAAAAAUUGUUUUUUCUGUUAAA
Messenger RNA from Hevea brasiliensis (rubber tree), 4206 nucleotides. Its product is annotated as probable cellulose synthase A catalytic subunit 3 [UDP-forming]. Gene Ontology annotation, biological process: plant-type primary cell wall biogenesis; cellulose biosynthetic process. NCBI's taxonomy places the organism in Eukaryota, Viridiplantae, Streptophyta, Magnoliopsida, Malpighiales, Euphorbiaceae. Bases 429 to 3698 code for a protein of 1089 amino acids. Gene Ontology annotation, cellular component: trans-Golgi network; plasma membrane. The transcript has 14 exons. Gene Ontology annotation, molecular function: cellulose synthase (UDP-forming) activity. The record is from RefSeq and is a predicted model, not a curated record.